AUGACUGAUGCAGCAAUAAUCAAUGGGGAUACUGCUGAAUAUUUUUCUUCUAAUCCUGCUGGUGGGGCAAAAUAUAAAAGUCCUAGAAAAACCGGUGGAAUGAAGUGGGAUAAUGACAAAGUUUACAAAUGUGUUGUUCCUGUAAUAGUAGAUGAAGUUUUUCAAACCAAAAUUACUAAAGACAUGUUGAGAAUUGCCACUGGCAGUUCUGAAAAGGCUGAAAUGAUUGCUGCUCUACAAGCAAACAAUUUGCGGAAAAAACUUAACAUGACAAUUAUGAGCAAGUGUGUUGAAGUUAUUUGUCAAAAAGACAAUUUUUCCGCCGAGUCUUAUAUUGAAAUGGAGGAAAAAGAUUUUAACAAUGCUGGUAAGUUUUUGAAAGUAUUAUUUUCUGCUGCCGAAAUGAUGAAGCAUCCAACUGAUAAAUUCAAUAAAGGUUUCAAGAAAAAGAAUGGAGAUUAUGAAAAAACUAUUUACUCUUCCGGAAAAUUAAAAAAUAUGAUAAUAGUUUUGGACACCGAAAAAAAAACUGAUUUGAGAAUGGAAGGUUCUAAAACUUAUAACUACACUUUAGUAGAUUUGCAAAGAGAAUUUAAGUCAGUUCACGAUACUAUUUUGCCAGAAGGAGUUGGAGCUUUAAUAAUGGACCACGAAAAUGAUCCUUUAACUAAAAAAGUUUCCUUACCAGGAUUUGUAGUGGGUGGCCCAAUCAGUUUUGCCAAUAUGGCGAUUAUUGUUAAUAAAGGCAAAGUUGCUACUUCUACUAAACCUAAAAAAGAUAUCUUAGUAGAUUUCGCUGAAUUAGAAGAUGAUUCCGAUAAAAUGACUAAAAAACAAAGCGAAGAAUGGAACAAUAAAGGUUUCACUUUUGAACAAGCUAAAGAAUGGUUGGGUGCCGGCUUAUUAGUUUCUGAUGCCAAACUGGCAGACUGA
Funneliformis geosporum is the source of this 933-nucleotide messenger RNA. The record is from the annotation of a GenBank genome assembly. NCBI's taxonomy places the organism in Eukaryota, Fungi, Glomeromycota, Glomeromycetes, Glomerales, Glomeraceae.